ACCUUCUUCCUCAGUGGAAAGAAGUGGAGGAGGUCAGACGAACAACAGCGAGCAAAAAAAUGGCCCAGAGGUGGUUGCUGAAUUUAAUAGGGGUUUUGGUUACUUGAUGUUUUUUUUUUAAAAACACGUUAAUGUGUCGUUGUCUGCACUCAGGACGUGUAUUUUACGGCCUUUUGCCGCUCAGGGAGUCCGUCUCUAGUACGUAAACAAACAUGACCGUCGCCGUCUCCAGGCAGAGACACGCUGCCGUCGCUGCAGACUCCUCUGGCUCUUCUCUUUCCGUUACUGCAAGCCUCAUACGACUCUCUAAACACGUCAAAUAUGAAAAUCUGGCAGCCGGACUCAGUGGAGGUGUUCUUUCCACAAUGGUGUUACACCCACUGGAUCUGAUCAAAAUCAGGUUUGCAGUAAGCGAUGGUCUGAAAAUGCGCCCCCAGUACGAUGGGAUAGUGCACUGCAUGAAGACCAUCUGGAAGCUGGAAGGGAUUAGAGGACUCUAUCAGGGUGUGACCCCCAACAUCUGGGGGGCCGGGGCAUCAUGGGGCCUGUACUUCCUCUUUUAUAAUGCUAUUAAAGCGUACACACAGGAGGUACGGCAAACAGAGCUGAGUGCUGGAGAACACCUGGUGUCUGCGGCGGAGGCAGGCAUUCUGACGCUUUGCCUCACCAACCCAGUCUGGGUGACAAAGACCCGGCUGGUGCUGCAGUACAAUGCAGACCCGUCACGGAAGCAGUACAAGGGAAUGAUGGACGCCCUCGUGAAAAUAUACCGUCACGAGGGUAUCCCGGGACUCUACAGGGGUUUCGUGCCUGGGCUGGUGGGGACUUCCCAUGCUGCAUUGCAGUUCAUGACCUACGAGGGGCUAAAAAGAGAGCAGAACAAAUAUAAGAAGAUGCCGACUGAAUCCCUGCUGUCUCCAUUGGAAUACAUCACCAUGGCAGCCAUUUCCAAAAUAUUUGCUGUAGCAGUGACCUACCCGUACCAGGUGGUGCGCGCUCGCCUGCAGGACCAGCACAACACCUACAGCGGCAUCGUGGACGUCGUCCGGAGGACGUGGAGCAACGAGGGGAUCGAGGGCUUUUACAAAGGCAUGGUCCCAAACCUGGUGCGAGUCAUUCCAGCGUGCUGCAUCACCUUUCUGGUGUUCGAAAAUGUGUCACGCUUACUUUUGGGCGAGUAUCACUAAAGCUUCAGGUACACACACACACACACACCAAACGCUACGACGGACCAAUUCAACGCAAUAUACCAGGAUGUGCGUGUGUGUGUGUCAGAGACGGACAGGAAUACCAAACAUUUCCUGUUUAGCUCUGAACUGGACGUGCAGACAAAAUUAGCAUUUAGCGUGUGCACUGAAUGAAAAAAAGAAAAUACAGGUGCAGACAAAUAUAGAAAGCGAGAGAGAGCGAUAGUUUUAUUGUUGAGUUUAUUGAGAGAGUAUCCAUGUUGUCUUGAAUAUUCAACCACGAAAAAGAUGUCAUUUCAAGAUUUUUAAUUGAUUUCAAGUGGUCGGUGACGAACGGCUCGUGGAAAAGUGGACUCAAGCCAUCCUGUGACAAUGCAACCAAACCCAGUACUCGAGAUGUUUUUACGAUAUUUUCACCAAUCAGCUGCUAUAUUUGCUGAGCAAUGCGAGAGAAUGAACCACUCGGCAGAUCUCUUCUGGCUGUGGCGAGCCGCACCGCUCAUGCUCAGGAAAUGAUGUCACGCUGCAGGAUAAUAGCACACAGGCCUGGAGAAACUGAUACUUUACUGCAGGACAGGAGCAGAUUUUAACCAGAUGUUUGUAGAUGGCAUCUACUGGACGAGAGGAACGCUGUAACUGCGAUGAAAGAAGAGAUACGAAAAGAAGUAUCAACUGAGAGCCUGUGAUGUUCGGUUUGUUUAUAUGUAUGUGCUGUUGUCAAGAAGAGCUGGUGUAUGUAUAAGCCAUUUUUACACAUUUAAUAAAGGAAUAAAUGUUACAGACAAA
Carassius gibelio (silver crucian carp) is the source of this 1973-nucleotide messenger RNA. Its product is annotated as mitochondrial folate transporter/carrier. Bases 213 to 1187 code for a protein of 324 amino acids. Gene Ontology annotation, biological process: nucleotide transport; folate import into mitochondrion. Lineage: Eukaryota; Metazoa; Chordata; Actinopteri; Cypriniformes; Cyprinidae. Gene Ontology annotation, molecular function: FAD transmembrane transporter activity; folic acid transmembrane transporter activity. Gene Ontology annotation, cellular component: mitochondrion. The record is from RefSeq and is a predicted model, not a curated record. The transcript has 7 exons.